Molecule: messenger RNA, 1191 nt
Organism: Schistocerca nitens (vagrant locust)
Lineage: Eukaryota; Metazoa; Arthropoda; Insecta; Orthoptera; Acrididae
Product: cyclin-dependent kinase 1-like
Exons: 7
Coding region: 133-1035 (300 amino acids)
Biological process (GO): mitotic G2 DNA damage checkpoint signaling; G2/M transition of mitotic cell cycle; protein phosphorylation
Cellular component (GO): nucleus
Molecular function (GO): ATP binding; cyclin-dependent protein serine/threonine kinase activity; RNA polymerase II CTD heptapeptide repeat kinase activity
Source: RefSeq, a predicted model, not a curated record
GCGUCAGUUACCGCAAGGAGAAUCUUAGGCCGGUGCAGUGUUGUGAUUGGCUGUUGAACAUUUUGAGUUUGAAUUUGUCACCGGUGGCGGGUGUUGGGAAGUGUGGGUGGUGACUUAAGGAUUAUUAUUGUGAUGGACGUUUACCAUAAAUUGGAAAAACUUGGCGAAGGCACAUACGGUGUUGUAUACAAAGGGAAACAUAAGACAACUGGACAGUUAGUUGCAAUGAAGAAAGUGCGCCUUGAAAAUGAAGACGAAGGUGUUCCAUCAACAACCAUCAGAGAAAUAUCCCUUCUUCGAGAACUGGUACAUCCAAAUAUUGUGAAGCUGGAAGAUGUAAUAAUGGAUGAAUCAAGAGUCUACUUAAUUUUUGAGUACAUGUCAAUGGACCUGAAGAAAUAUCUGGAUAGUUUAGGUCAAGGCAAUUAUUUGAAGCCAGACAUGAUGAAGGCUUUCUUAUAUCAGAUGAUUUUGGCAAUAUUAUUCUGUCAUAAACGCCGUGUCUUGCAUAGAGACCUGAAGCCACAAAAUAUAUUGGUAGAUGGAAAUGGCAUUUUGAAAAUUGCAGACUUCGGUUUGGGCAGGGCAAUUGGUAUACCUCUGAGAGUAUUUACUCACGAAAUAGUAACAUUGUGGUACAGAGCUCCUGAGGUGUUGCUUGGGGCAAACAAGUAUUCUUGCCCAAUAGACAUGUGGUCUAUUGGUUGCAUAUUUGCUGAAAUGGCGUCAAAAAAACCUUUGUUUCAAGGCGACUCUGAAAUUGACCAACUGUUUAGAAUAUUCAGAGUGUUAAAAACACCAACAGAAGAAAUAUGGCCUGGUGUUACACAGUUACCAGACUAUAAACCAACUUUUCCGAACUGGGUACAAUAUAACCUGAAUAGCCAUGUGAAGAAUAUUGACAACGAUGGAUUGGAUUUGCUUAAGAAAUUACUGGUCUACAGUCCGCCUGAUAGACUAUCUGCAAAACAGGCCAUAAGGCAUACAUAUUUUGAUAAAAUGGACAUGUCCAAAGUACCGACGACUACUGCGUGAGAAUUUAUAUUUAUUCGAGGAGUCCAGGAAAUUUUAUAGAGAAGAAUGUCAAAUCAUUUUACUUUGUGAAUAUUUCCUAACCAUUCUGUACUUAGCUGUGUACUAUAGCAACCACAUAAAAGCAUGUCAGGAGUGAACUGUUCUUCAAAUUCAAAA